This is a messenger RNA of Syngnathus typhle (broad-nosed pipefish), 2584 nucleotides long. Its product is annotated as receptor-type tyrosine-protein phosphatase epsilon-like. Gene Ontology annotation, molecular function: protein tyrosine phosphatase activity. NCBI's taxonomy places the organism in Eukaryota, Metazoa, Chordata, Actinopteri, Syngnathiformes, Syngnathidae. The record is from RefSeq and is a predicted model, not a curated record. The transcript has 22 exons. Gene Ontology annotation, biological process: protein dephosphorylation. The coding region runs from base 316 to 2415 and encodes 699 amino acids.
GGCUGGCUUCCUUGCUGGCUCCUCCUUUGACACUGACAGGCAGGCGGCCACGCCGAACGCUCCCAUGUUCGCCUCGCCUUCUUUUUUCGGCGUCCCUCCGACAAACUCAGCGCUGCGGGGACACAUGUUGAAGCCUCCCAGGCGGUGCCGCCGAGCCGCGUCACCCGCUUCCCGGCGCCCAGGUCGCCCGAGGACCAUGUGACCCUCCUCCCGUCAUGUGACCCGGCUGCUAUGGAAGUCACCCUUGGCUCGCUUUAACAGUCACAAUGCUUCUGUUUUUGGUGGCAACCACAACAUCAUCGAAUUCGAGCAGCAAUGGCAACCAUACCCGAGAGGGCGUCCCGUCCACUGGCCACCACGUCCUCCCCACCGUGCUGGUCCUGUCCCUGUUGCUCUUGGUCGUUGUGCUGCUGGCCUGGUACUUCCUCAGAGUCUGAGGCAGCGCUCCGGGUGACAAACACUUCCUCCUUUAGUCGCCGAGGCGGAGCCCAGAGUCAGGAAGCCGCGCUCGUUGCCUCCCUCCGACAGCCGAGCCAGUUAAAAAACCAGAGGAAAGCGGCGGUCACCACAGUGGACAAGAAGAUACCAAAUGGCAUCCUGGAGGAGCAAGACGCCUCGGUGGUCCUCCUUCCCAGCUCCGCUUCAGCCGCCAAGAACUACCCGCCCAUCGCCGUGGAACACCUGGAGGACGAGUACAGGCUGCGCUCGGCUGACGACGGAAAACUCUUCCGAGAGGAGUACAACUCGCUGCCGGGGGGUCACGCCCAGGGGACGUACGAGGAGGCCAACAAGGACGACAACAAGGACAAGAACAGAUAUCCCAACAUUCUUCCCUAUGAUCAUUCCAGGGUGGCGUUGACUCAGCUGGAAGGAUCUCCCGCCUCCGACUACAUCAACGCCUCCUACAUCGAUGGCUUCACCGAUAAGAACAAAUUCAUCGCAGCUCAAGGUCCAAAAGAGGACACGGUGGCCGAUUUCUGGAGGAUGAUAUGGGAGCAGAAGGUGUCGACCGUCGUCAUGCUGACAAACCUGAAGGAGAGGAAGGAAGACAAGUGUUACCAGUACUGGCCGGAUCAGGGCUGCUGGAGCUACGGGAACGUCCGCGUGGCAGUGGAGGACUUCACCGUGCUGGUGGAUUACACCAUCCGCAAGUUCUGCAUACAACACCAAUCCGGCGAUGCCGCCAAGACGCCGCCGCGUUUGAUCACGCAGCUCCACUUCACCAGCUGGCCCGACUUCGGCGUGCCCUUCUCGCCCAUCGGCAUGCUCAAGUUCCUCAAGAAGGUCAAGGCCGUUAACCCGACCUUUGCCGGGCCCAUCGUGGUCCACUGCAGCGCCGGCGUCGGUCGGACGGGCACGUUCAUCGUGAUCGACGGCAUGAUCGACAUGAUCCACGCCGAGCAGAAAGUGGACGUCUUCGGCUUUGUCUCCAAGAUCCGAGAGCAGCGUUCGCAGCUCAUCCAGACGGACAUGCAGUACUCGUUCAUCUACCAGGCGCUGCUGGAGUACUACCUCUACGGGGACACGGAGCUGGACGUGUCGUCUCUGGAGGGACACCUGCACAAGCUGCAUAACACCUUCAAGCAAGGCGACCGCGUGGGCCUGGAGGAGGAGUUCAAGAAACUGACCAACAUGCGUAUCAUGAAGGAGAACAUGAGGACGGGGAACCUACCCGCCAACAUGAAGAAGAACCGAGUGUUGCAAAUCAUUCCGUACGACUUCAACAGAGUUAUUCUCUCAAUGAGGAGAGGGCAGGAGUUUACCGACUACGUCAAUGCGUCCUUCAUAGACGGAUACCGGCAGAAGGACUACUUCAUCGCCACGCAAGGCCCGCUGCAGCACACCGUGGAGGACUUCUGGCGCAUGGUUUGGGAGUGGAAGUGCCGCUCCGUCGUCAUGCUGACCGAGCUGCAAGAGAGGGAGCAGGAUAAGUGUUACCAGUAUUGGCCCAGUGAGGAGUCGCAGACGUACGGCGAUUACAGCGUGGAGAUGAAGGGCGACGCCUUGUGCGACGCCUUCAGCCUACGAGACUUGGUACUCACCUUCCUGCCGGAGAAGGCGACGCGCGUGAUCCGCCACUUCCACUUCCACGGCUGGCCCGAAGUGGGCAUCCCUGCCGAGGGGCGGGGCAUGAUCGACAUCAUCGCGGCGGUGCAGCGGCAACAGCAGCAGUCGGGCAACCAUCCCAUCGUGGUGCACUGCAGCGCCGGCGCGGGGCGGACCGGUACGUUCAUUGCACUGAGCAACAUCUUGGAGCGCGUCAAGGCAGAAGGCCUGCUGGACGUUUUCCAAACGGUCAAGAGUUUACGCAUGCAGAGGCCGCACAUGGUCCAGACGGUGGAGCAGUACGACUUCUGCUACAAGGUGGUACAAGACUUUGUGGACAUUUUCUCCGACUAUGCCAACUUCAAAUGAGCUGCUUCUUUGCCUUAUCAACGUUGUCAUUGUCCUUUUUUGUCAGAUGGUUGGUAAACGAUCUAUUUUUUGCUAUGCACUUGUCCUAACGUCAACUAAACCUCCGCCCCGCCUGUAUUCUGUAUAAAAAGAAUUGUACAUGGGUUAAAUAAAACAAAGUGAUAAUUUA